Funneliformis mosseae is the source of this 297-nucleotide messenger RNA. The record is from the annotation of a GenBank genome assembly. Lineage: Eukaryota; Fungi; Glomeromycota; Glomeromycetes; Glomerales; Glomeraceae.
AUGGAGGCAAUGGAUCAGGUGAUGUUGGAAGUCAAAGUAACGUUUUAUGUGUUCAUUAGAUAUAUUGAAGAGAGAGAAACACAAGAAACGAAAAUUGUUAGUUGUGACUUCCUCAAGAUGGUCAAUUAUGAAGUUAGGGAGGAGCUUUUUCCUGAGGAAAAGGUGACAAAGAAUGCACUUCAGAAGAAAACAGAAAAGACACGAAAAACUUUCAGUAAUCAUUUGGAAGCACUUUCUAAUGAAUUAAUACUACGACUACCGCUUCUAGUCUUUCCUGGAGGAUCAACUCUCUAUUAG